This is a messenger RNA of Papaver somniferum (opium poppy), 3054 nucleotides long. RefSeq lists its product as uncharacterized. Gene Ontology annotation, molecular function: nucleic acid binding; RNA-DNA hybrid ribonuclease activity. The transcript has 4 exons. The coding region runs from base 1 to 3054 and encodes 1017 amino acids. The record is from RefSeq and is a predicted model, not a curated record. Lineage: Eukaryota; Viridiplantae; Streptophyta; Magnoliopsida; Ranunculales; Papaveraceae. Gene Ontology annotation, biological process: DNA integration.
AUGCAUGCGAUCGGUGCAGUCACAUCCUCGUAUCAUCAAUACCUGAAGUUUAUUACCCCUGAAGGGGUCGUGAAGGUUAGAAGCGACCAUAUGGCCGCCCACAAGUGUCACGAGAAUGCUAUGGAUGAAUACAGAAAAUCAGAAGUUAGCGGGAACCAGAUCCUGCGAGUCGAACAAAAAUUGCAAUUACAGAAUCCUCUCCGUCGAGAAUCAUAUAUGGGAGAGGACGCGGCUGAACCCCCAACGGUUGAGAAACUGAUUGAGGUCCAGAUUGGGGAUGAGAAGCACAAAACCAUGUUCAUAGGGGCAGACCUACCCGCGCACGAACGCGAUGGUUUGAUUACAUUGCUAAGGGUGAACGCUGACGUUUUCGCAUGGAGUUUUGCUGAAAUGCCUGGGAUAGAUCCGUACGUAGCCUGCCACAGGCUAAAUAUCGAUGACAAGUUCCAUCCAGUUCGUCAGAAAAUUAGGAAUAUGGCACAAAGCAAAAAAUAUAUGGAGUUGCUGCAGAAAUUGAGAAGUUGUUGGAAGCAGGCUUUAUACGACCGGCUAAAUAACGCAGGGGAGACCUAUCAACAUUUGGUAGAUCAUAUGUUCAAAGAUUUGAUUGGGAAGACGAUGGAAGUAUAUAUCGACGAUAUGGUAGUGAAAUCUAAGCAAAAAGAGUCUCACUUUCUCGAUCUACAGAAGACGUUCGAUAUCUUGAAGAGACACCGUAUGAAGCUCAAUCCAUCAAAAUGUUCAUUCGGGUUAUCCUCGGGAAAGUUCCUUGGGUACUUGAUGACGCACAGAGGUAUCGAGGAGAAUCCGGAGCAAAUCAUAGCCAUCAGAGAGAUGCCAUCCCCAAGAAAAAAUAAGGAGGUCCAGAAACUAGCAGGACAAUUAGCAGAUUUAAAUCGUUUCAUUUCACGCUCGUCAGAUCGAUUCAAACCAUUCUUUGUCGUUUUGAAGAAAGCGGUGAAUUUUGGUUGGACAGAUGAUUGCAAAAGAGCUUUUAAUAAAAUCAAACAAUAUUUGUCAACCCCUCCGGUAUUGGUGAGUCAAAAGACUGGGAAACCUAUCAGAGUUUAUCUGGCUACAACGGAACACGAUGUAAGCUCAGUGCUGUUUGCUACUGAUCCACAUGAAAAGCCUGUUUACUUCGUCAGUAAAUUUUUGACAGCGGCGGAAACACGCCGACUAGCCAUAUGGUCGAAUUUUCUGGGGGCGUAUGAAAUCAAGUACGAAACCAGAACGACAGAGAAGGGACACGCUCCAGCUGCACUGUUAGCAGAUUUCCCUGUAGACGACAUAGAAACAGUUACCGAAGAAGAAAAGUUGUUGAACAAACCCAUAGAGUCAACCACUAAUCAUACUGGAGGCGAGUCCGCAAUGGAGAUUAGUACACCUGAGCCACUAUGGACUGUGUUUACUGAUGGGUCAUCAAAUUUUGGUGGAGCCGGGGUUGGAUGUGUCAUCCUUACUCCCGAAGGUUCAAUGAUCGAGAAAGCGACUAGAUUAGGCUUUCGAGCAUCAAACAAUGAAGCUGAAUAUGAAUCAUCAAUUACCGGUUUAAAAGCUGUCAAACAGUUAGAAGCGAAGAACGUGAAGCUGGUAACUGAUUCUAUGCUAGUAGUUAACAAGUUUCUGGGGACCUACAGAGCCAAUGAAGAGAGGAUGGCCCUAUAUUUAGAUCAUAUGAGAGAGCUGGUAAAUGAAUUCGACCAAUUCUCUAUUGGGAAGAGACAACGGUUGGAAAACAGGCACGCAGAUGCUUUAGCAUAUCUGUCUUCCGCAGUCGAAAAUGAUAUCACUCAUUUCGUUGUAGUAGAUUUCCAAGAGUUACCUAGCAUCUCCGACAACCACUUUGUUCUGUCUCUCGGACACGCUACUGUGGGCGAGAGGGUAACUACUUCAGCACAAGAACAUGUCAAAAACGUUGACAGCAAUAUAGAUGUUGACAGUCCAGUGAUAGACGAUUCAGGCAAUCCUGCUGAAAACGCUUCAGACUGGCGUCAACCUUAUAUUCGGUAUUUGACAACCAGUGAACUUCCAGAAGAUGAGAAACUCGCUUCAAAAGUGAAAAAGAAUGCAUGGAGAUAUUCAAUGAUCGAGGGACAGUUAUACCGCAAACAUGUAGCUUUGGAGCCAUUCUUGCGAUGCAUAUUAGCCGAGGAAGGACAACAGAUAUUGGCAGAGGCUCAUGAAGGAAUAUGUGGCAACCAUUCUGGAGGGCGCAGUCUCGCGCACAUGUGGGGACUAGACAUCGUCGGACCACUCCCCCGAGCUCCUGGAGGAGUGAAAUAUGUACUCGCCGCAACUGAUUAUUUUACAAAAUGGGUUGAGGCAGCGGCAUUGGUAUAUGUUACUAGAUACGACGUAAAAAGGUUCAUAUGGGAGAGCAUCGUCUGCAGAUUUGGAAUCCCACACGAGCUGGUGUCAGACAAUGAAAAGAAAUUCGAUUCCGGAGUGAUCAAAGAAUUCUGCGAGAACCUGAACAUUCGCCAUAACUUUUCUGCUCCAUAUUAUGCUCAAAGCAAUAGGCAGGCGGAAGCAACAAACAGUAUUAUUAUGGACAAUCUCAAGAAAAGGCUAGAAAAGGCGAAGGGAAAGUGGACAGAGGAGUUCCCUGGAGUCUUAUGGUCUUACCGGACAACCCCAAAAAUAUCCAUUGGAUUCUCCCCAUUCACAUUGGCUUAUGGAACAGAGGCAGUCAUACCCACCGAGGUACAUCUUAAGACUACCAAGACUCGUGCUGUCAAAUCUGGAAGCAACAACAACAUAAUGGCUUUAGAUAAAGAGUUGUUGGAAGAACAAAGAGAAACAACCUUACAGCAGUUGGUUCGAUACCAGCAGGAAAUCAAGUUGAGCUAUGAUCGUAAAGUCAGAGAACGAUCAUUCAAACCAGGGGAAUAUGUCUUGAAGAAAAUCCGAGCAACCACAAUGGAACCAAACUGUGGAAAGCUCGGAGAAAACUGGGAAGGUCCAUACAUAGUGGACAUGCCAGCAUCUCGUGGCUCCUACUACCUAAGGAACCUCGAUGGUACUCAAGAUUCAAAACCAAGGAAGCCAUGA